AUGUCCUACUACGAUAUUGACUCCAUAUUGACCGACGCACAAAAACUGCCAUGUACAUUUGAACUCGAAGUACCGGGACUCGGUAUUCUGGAGGGCAAUGCGGGCGAAGAUAUCAAAGCUGGCACCCGGAUCGAUCUGCCACUGUGGCUAGGUGAAAUGCUCUCGAUCGGCGCACGAUUGGGCACAUCACGUCUCGUCACACUCGACAUGCCCGACGCUCUCUCCGAGCGAGUGAUGAAUGCGCUGAAGGCGGAUCCCCGCACCCUUGACCUACGCGCAUUAGCACCGCAUUUUUACAACCUAAGCGAGCGGAUCCUCGAGCUCUUCGAGGAGGAAGAGAUGGUCGAUGUUCUCAGUGAUACAUUCAAGAAACGGGCGGCAGAGAUUGCCGACCACGCACAUAACUCCCGUGGUGCGGUUGGUAACGGAGUUGAUUUCCUCCGCAGGCUGGAUGAGACUGAGCGACAGUUGUUCCGCGCUGCCCAUGAUCGAGCGAGAGAUAUGCGCAUCUGGGCUGGAGAGGCGAAGCGGAAGUAA
This is a messenger RNA of Penicillium bovifimosum, 537 nucleotides long. RefSeq names its product DNA replication protein PSF3 (gene psf3). Bases 1 to 537 code for a protein of 178 amino acids. The transcript has 6 exons. The record is from RefSeq and is a predicted model, not a curated record. Gene Ontology annotation, cellular component: GINS complex. NCBI's taxonomy places the organism in Eukaryota, Fungi, Ascomycota, Eurotiomycetes, Eurotiales, Aspergillaceae. Gene Ontology annotation, biological process: mitotic DNA replication initiation.